AUGCGUCUUCUCAAAGGCCUCUUGAUAGCAAUUUAUUGCUGUUCAACAUCAGUGCAGGCCUCUACCUGGCCUUCAUCUAUCGAUGGGCAGCCAACACCAGACAGAUGGUUACAAAUUAGCUUGAACGAGACUGCAACCGAAUCGAGCCUUCAGACAAGGGACUUCGGUCAUGCCCUUGUGGAGCGAACUCCUGUCCGAGUUUGUGAGCGGAUCCUCGCUGCAACUGCAUCCUGUGUCGUGAUCACGAACUUUGCGAUUGCUAUGGCAAAAUCUCUUGCCAGUACUAUCAAGGAAUUGUCCGAUCAAGGUUCCUGCGACACCAUGCGUGGAACCUACCAGUCCAUGUCCUGGGCUACCAUCGCAGGCGCAGUCAAGAAGUAUCUCGAUGAUACCAAUGGCAACAAGCUUUGCGGUACUGAAUGUCUGCGCAUGGACCAUGGAGGCACAUGGGAUGGAUGGUUGAAAAUCGGCCCCACGGCAAACUUCAAAUCGAACGCCUACUGUGGUCCUUCCCUAAGUUUCAGCAGUUGUCUAUCUGGCGGCAACAACGACAUCUGA
Messenger RNA from Penicillium manginii, 558 nucleotides. RefSeq lists its product as uncharacterized. Lineage: Eukaryota; Fungi; Ascomycota; Eurotiomycetes; Eurotiales; Aspergillaceae. Bases 1 to 558 code for a protein of 185 amino acids. The transcript is spliced from 2 exons. The record is from RefSeq and is a predicted model, not a curated record.